ACACUCCUUUCCUGCACAUACUGCCCACUGUCAUACCCACCACACUCCUCUCCUGCACAUACUGCCCACAGUCAUACCCUCCACACUCCUCUCCUGCACAUACUGCCCACUGUCAUACCCACCACACUCCUCUCCUGCACAUACUGCCCACUGUCAUACCCUCCACACUCCUCUCCUGCACAUACUGCCCACUGUCAUACCCUCCACACUCCUCUCAUGCACAUACUGCCCACAGUCAUACCCUCCACACUCCUCUCCUGCACAUACUGCCCCACUGUCAUACCUCCACACUCCUCUCCUGCACAUACUGCCCACUGUCAUACCCUCCACACUCCUCUCCUGCACAUACUGCCCACUGUCAUACCCUCCACACUCCUCUCAUGCACAUACUGCCCACAGUCAUACCCUCCACACUCCUCUCCUGCACAUACUGCCCAUAGUCAUACCCUCCACACAUCUGUCCUGUACAUACCUUCUGCUGUCAUACCCUCCACACUCCUCUCCUACACAUACUUUCCAAUGUCAUACCCCCUCACUCUCCUCUCCUGCACAUAC
Molecule: messenger RNA, 555 nt
Organism: Staurois parvus
Lineage: Eukaryota; Metazoa; Chordata; Amphibia; Anura; Ranidae
Source: the annotation of a GenBank genome assembly